UGUCACGCGGACGAGCAGGAUCCGUUCCCCGUGUGGCAGAAUGGACUCAUCAGCCCGUGUUUCAACCAGCUCGUCCUCGGAGCUUUGCCUCAUGCAGGGAUGGCCGUUUUCAGCGCCUGCUACCUCGGCAUGGCAAGGUGUGACCUCCUGCGGUCGUCUCCUCCCUGUGGUUGGACGCUCCGGUGGGCGUCCGCUCUGCUGGCGGCGCUGCUCUUCGCCGCAGACGUCGUCGUGGCGAGCCUCAUGCAGCAGGCGGACUUGUACCUGGACGUCCUGGCUGACAGCUGCGCCAUCCUGGCCUGGCUGGUCCACUUCGGUGCCAUCAUGGUGCUCCAGAGGACGGCUUUCAGGAGAACCAGAGGACCUCCGCUGCUCCUCCUGCUGGUCCUUCUGUCUGUCCCGAACCUGGUCGUCACCUUGAUGAUUUACUGCGACAGUCAGGAAUGUUUGAGCCUCACAGAUCCUCUGGAGUUGGCACGUUUUGUGCUCGCCUCAGCGCGGACGCUCCCUCUUCUGGUUUAUCUUUUGGCGUUUGCGUUUCCCUGCGUCAGUGAUGCUGGGUACACUCUGUACAUCAACGCCGUGGAUGGAUCCCCGCUCCUCCAGGAGAGCGCCCAGCAGGAUACGGGUGAGAUGGUGGCGGAGGACGGGAGUAGCUGCGUGUCUCGGCUUUUCUACUUGUGGUUGACUCCUCUCUUGAGACGAGGGAAGCGAGGGGAGCUGGACAGACCGGCGGAUGUUUAUCACCUCCCGCGGAAACUUCGGACUACUGUGGUGUGGCGAUACUUCCACCAGUGCUGGGAAGCCUGCAGACGGGGGGCAGCGGUCGAUACGGAGCGGGACCAGUGGCCUCGGCCGGUCAGCAGGAACCUCCUGAGCGGCAGCUGGAGCUCGCACUACCAGGAGGAACCUCUGGAGCUGCAGGGCGAUGUGGGACUCCUCAGGGUGCUGCACAAGGCGUUCGGGCUGCGUUAUUACAUGCUCGGCGUGCUGAAGGUGUCGAUCAACAUGCUGAGCUUCGCAGGUCCGCUGCUCCUCAACAGUCUGGUCAACUUCAUGGAGGCCGAGGGAGCUCCGGUGAGCUGGGGCGCCUGGUGCGCUCUGGGGCUCUUCACGACCGCUCUGCUCAGUUCCUUCCUCCAAACCAUCUUCGUCUUCGAGGUUUCCAAGGUGUCGCUGUCGGCACGCGCCACUCUCGUGUCGGCCAUUUACGGCAAAGCGCUGCAGGUCAGCGGCAGCAGCCUGGCCGGCUUCACUCUGGGAGAGGUGGUGAACUUGAUGAGCACGGACACCGACCGCGUGGUCAACUUCUUCAACAGCUUCCACGAGCUGUGGAGCAUGCCGUUCAGUAUCUGCAUCACCCUCUACCUGCUGUACCUGCAGGUGGGCGUGGCUUUCCUCGGAGGGCUCGCCGUGGCUCUGCUGUUGGUGCCGUUCAACAAGUUCCUCGCUUCCCGUAUCCUCAGCAACAACCAGCACAUGCUCAGGCACAAGGACAGCCGCGUGAAGUUAAUGACAGAGAUCCUUUUCGGCAUUCGCGUCAUCAAGUUUUACAACUGGGAGCCUCAUUUUACUGAGAAGGUCGCCGACUGUCGAAAACAAGAGCUGUCCCACCUCAAGGCCAUCAAGUACCUGGACGCCAUGUGUGUUUACACCUGGGCCGCUCUGCCGGUGGUCAUCUCCAUCCUCACCUUCGUCACGUACGUGCUGCUGGGACACCAGCUCACUGCAGCCAAGGUGUUCACCACGCUGGCUCUGGUGGGAAUGAUCAUCAUCCCACUCAACUCGUUCCCCUGGGUGCUCAACGGCAUCCUGGAGGCCAAAGUGUCUCUGGAGCGAAUCCAGCGCUUCUUCAAACUGACCAACCAGGACCUGCAGGCGUACUACGCCCUCG
This is a messenger RNA of Plectropomus leopardus (leopard coralgrouper), 1894 nucleotides long. Lineage: Eukaryota; Metazoa; Chordata; Actinopteri; Perciformes; Serranidae. The record is from RefSeq and is a predicted model, not a curated record.